AUGCUGAAAAACCAUUUUUUCUCACCAUUUUUCAUUCAAUCAUUGAUCGCAUCGAAGCAAAAUCCUAUUCAACAAGAUCUCCCAUCCCAUUCAAGUCCAGAUGAAGACGAAGAGAGCAUUGACGAUCACGACAAUAAACACAAACGUACACGAACGAACUUUACAUCUUCACAAAUUGUCGAACUAGAAAAAGCUUUUCAAAAUGGUCAUUAUCCAGACAUUUACAUGCGCGAGGCAUUAGCGAUUAAAUUAGAUUUAAUUGAAUCUCGUGUGCAAGUCUGGUUUCAAAAUCGACGUGCUAAGUGGAGAAAGAUAGAAAACACGAAGAAAGGUCCCGGUCGUCCGGCACACAACGCUCAUUUACAGACGUGUUCAGGUGAACCCAUCUCUCACGAAGAAAUUGAACGCAAACGUUUGUUAGCCGAAGAACGUAAACGGCAAAAACAAACUAAAAACUGCAAAUCUACGAAUAGCGAUGGCAAUUCAUCGACUUCAUCGUCUAUUUCGCCGAAAUUACCGAACAAAUCGUCGUAUUCAAUCGAACGAAUUCUCUCUCAAUCGCCUGCGAUCACUCGUAAAACUUCCUAG
Adineta ricciae is the source of this 588-nucleotide messenger RNA. The record is from the annotation of a GenBank genome assembly. NCBI's taxonomy places the organism in Eukaryota, Metazoa, Rotifera, Eurotatoria, Adinetida, Adinetidae.